AUACAUAUUUACUUUAAACAGAUUGUGAACAUAGGCUAACUAGCUAUAAGAUAGCUACACAUCAUUGCAUUGAGCUUCACUAGAAAGGGGUUAACUAAAAAUUAGAAAUUCUGUAAGCUAGCGAUAGUUAAACUGACCAAAAUCUGGACCUUUUUGCCAUUUUACUGUUAAACCUCACAUUUUCAAUCCUGAAUCGAAGAUCUAUCCUUGGUCACCUGCAACCAUGUCGACGCUGAGCAGUAAAUCUGCCCAAGAGAUCAGCGAGCUGCUGGACCAGUACGGCAUCAAGCACGGCCCUGUUGUCGACUCAACCCGUGGACUUUAUGAGAAGAAGCUAAGAGAAGCCAUGGCCAAAGGCACAGCAGUGAAACCGUCUUCUGACAAGACUUUCUACAGAGAGGAGCAAGAGGAAAUCACAUAUGUGCAUCGCCGUGUUCCAUUGAGAAAUGAAGCAUUCAUGGACAGUGGAAAAUCCUAUACAGAGAGAUACAGGGAGGAAGAGGAUGAAAGCGGGGAUCAACCCGGCUUGUACAGGACAGAGGCUUUCGAUCGCUAUGUGUCACACUCAACACCUCCUCCUCUGAAGACCUCCAGUACUGCAGCCAGGAAGGAAACCACCACACGUGACACAUGGCUCAUCCCGCUUUGGUUACAGUUCUUGGUGUUCCUGGGCGUGGCAGCAUUUCUCUACUAUGUUUUUACUUGCAUGGAGACUCCUGAGAAAAAUCCUUUCAAAAGAGUGGAAUGAUUUUUUUUUUGUAUUAUUUUUACAAAAAAGAAUGUGUGUGUGUAUGUGUGU
Molecule: messenger RNA, 799 nt
Organism: Megalops cyprinoides (Indo-Pacific tarpon)
Lineage: Eukaryota; Metazoa; Chordata; Actinopteri; Elopiformes; Megalopidae
Gene: emd
Product: emerin (Emery-Dreifuss muscular dystrophy)
Exons: 7
Coding region: 224-748 (174 amino acids)
Source: RefSeq, a predicted model, not a curated record